Rhea pennata is the source of this 720-nucleotide messenger RNA. It is a transcript of the gene NDUFB8, whose product is annotated as NADH:ubiquinone oxidoreductase subunit B8. The record is from RefSeq and is a predicted model, not a curated record. Lineage: Eukaryota; Metazoa; Chordata; Aves; Rheiformes; Rheidae. Gene Ontology annotation, cellular component: mitochondrion. The transcript has 5 exons. Bases 31 to 579 code for a protein of 182 amino acids. Gene Ontology annotation, biological process: mitochondrial electron transport, NADH to ubiquinone.
GUCCGCGGCGCCUGCGCGCUGGAGGCGGUGAUGGCGGCGGCCAGGGUGCGCGGUGUCCUCUGGCAGCGGGCGGCGGCCCGGCUGCGAGCGGGGGCGCGGGCAGCCUCGGAUCUGCCCAAGGAGCUGAUGCCCGGCCCGUACCCGCGCACGCCGGAGGAGCGGGCGGCCGCCGCCAAGAAGUACAACAUGCGGGUGGAGGACUACGAGCCGUACCCCGACGACGGCUUCGGGUAUGGUGACUAUCCUAAGCUCCCUGAUCGAUCUCUUCAUGAGAGAGACCCCUGGUACCAGUGGGACCAGCAAGACAUGCGGCAUAACUGGGGACAGCCGAUGCAUUGGGACUUCGACAUGUAUAUUCGGAACCGCGUUGAUACAUCUCCCACUCCAGUUCCCUGGCACACCAUGCGCAAACAUUUCCUUAUCUUUUUGACUACCAUGCUGAUCAUGUUUGGUGUUGGAGAGAUGUAUCCCUCUUACAGGCCUGUGGGACCGAAGCAAUAUCCCUUCAAUAACCUAUAUCUGGAGAGAGGAGGAGACCCGAAUAAAGAGCCACCAGAGGUGAAGCACUAUGAAAUCUGAAAGUUGUUGGAAGUGCAGAGUUCAUCCUGUGUCAGCUCUACUUGGAAUGGCAUCUUCUUUAGUGUUCACUGUGGCUUAUGUUAAUGCUUGUUCUUCAACAUUUAACUGCUAACUGCAGUGAAAUAUAUUGAUGAUACCUAU